UCAUAGCUGUAGAAACAAUGGCUCGACUAAGUCAUAUUGCAUUGGUCAUUACUGUGAAUGUACUCCUGCUGAUGUGUAUUCUUGCUGAAGAAGAGCGCUAUAAUGAUAAGUACGAUAAUUCCAACUAUCUUGCUACUCUCAAUAAUAAGACUUUGCGAGAAGCAUAUUAUAAUUGCUUUAUGAAAAUAGCGCCAUGUCAGACACAUCAACAGACAGUUAUAACAGGGAUGUUCAGCGAAGCUUAUCAAACUAAUUGCAAGAAAUGUACUGAAAAACAAAAAGAAAAGAUUGCUGCAGUUCAAGAUUGGUUCCAGAAGAAUGAGCCCGAUAAAUGGCAAUUAAUAGUUGCGAAAACUGCAGAAGAUAUGAAAAAGAAAGCUACUCAGUAAUUGCCGGCAAAAUAGAUGGAUAAUGAAUCUCCCGUGUGCUAUAUUCAAAUAUA
Cyphomyrmex costatus is the source of this 442-nucleotide messenger RNA. RefSeq names its product ejaculatory bulb-specific protein 3-like. The coding region runs from base 18 to 389 and encodes 123 amino acids. Lineage: Eukaryota; Metazoa; Arthropoda; Insecta; Hymenoptera; Formicidae. The transcript is spliced from 2 exons. The record is from RefSeq and is a predicted model, not a curated record.